This is a messenger RNA of Rhodamnia argentea, 897 nucleotides long. RefSeq names its product auxin-responsive protein IAA1-like. Gene Ontology annotation, molecular function: protein binding. Gene Ontology annotation, cellular component: nucleus. Lineage: Eukaryota; Viridiplantae; Streptophyta; Magnoliopsida; Myrtales; Myrtaceae. Bases 58 to 720 code for a protein of 220 amino acids. The record is from RefSeq and is a predicted model, not a curated record. Gene Ontology annotation, biological process: regulation of DNA-templated transcription. The transcript has 5 exons.
CCUCAACCCAUUUGAUCCCCUUCACGACUCCCUUUAUAUGGAGAAGCAGUGUACGAUAUGCACGCUCAACAGAAAAUGUCCUCAUCGCCAGAAACAGCCGACGGGUCGCUGGAUUCUGAUGCUACCGGCAUGGACACGGAGCUGACCUUGGGGUUGCCCAGGGAUGGCGGCUCGAAGGCGGCCAUCGCUGGGGCGAAGAGGGCGUACGCCGGAACUGUCGGUCUUGGCCUCGGGAGCGGCAUCGGGAAGCAAAGUGGGGAUAUCGAGGUUGAUGCAGCUGAGAAAUCUGCAGCCUCUCAGGUGUCUUGUGCAGGAAAAGUCCCAGCAUCCAAGGCACAAGUGGUGGGGUGGCCACCGGUGAGAUCAUUCAGGAAGAGGACAUUGGAGAGCUGCAAAUACGUGAAGGUGGCGGCAGAUGGAGUUCCAUAUCUGCGCAAAGUCGACCUUCGGACGUACAACAGCUAUGACGAGCUCUUGAGGGCAUUGGAGGGUAUGUUCUAUUGCUUCACCGGGGACGGUAAUCAUUCGGAAGAGAGCAAGGCCGCGGAUCCAGCCAAGGAAAUGGAGUAUGUGCCCACGUACGAGGACGGUGACGGCGAUUGGAUGCUGGCAGGCGACGUCCCUUGGAAAAUGUUUGCAGAGUCGUGCAAGCGCAUUCGGUUGAUGAAGAGCUCAGACGCUGCUGGGUUCGCUCCAAGAACUCCAAAACGCAGGGGCUGAGUGGGGUACUGGCCAAAUUUGCUGGGCCAGAGAGCAUUGGUUAUGAGAAGAUUUUCUGGUUUCCUAGUAGUUUUUUAAUUUAGCUACCAAUGUUGUAUAUGAAGCCGCACACCCUUCUUUCAGAGUGUAAAACAUGAAAUAAAUCUAGUUCUAAUUGCUUCUAACAAGCAUUUACUC